GGAGAAGAUCAAAGAAAAAGGAGGAAAACAAGAUGUGAAGAAGAAGAAGAACAAACUCAGGAAGAUGCCCCAUGACAAGAGAGAGGAAGACGAGGAAGAGGAGGAUGACACCUGUCAGCCCCACCUUCCUACUUCCUCUGUUGCUAUGGAGACAACGCUGUCAGGUCGGAGGCAGGACCUGGUGUGUAUCGUGUGUUUCGGCAGCUACGACCUGCUGACGAGGUUGCCGCGGCGACUCCACUGUGGCCACGCCUUCUGCCAGGCCUGCCUGAAGAGACUGGACACGGUGAUCAAUGAGCAGGUGUGGAUCCCGUGUCCUCAGUGUCGGCAGAACACACCCAGGCCUAGAGGAGGCGCGGCGGGUCUGGACCUGGACUUGGCCUCCUUCUUGGCUGUGAAGGCCCAGCAGACCUACGUCUCCUGCUCCUCGUCCUCCUGGAGUUCUGUUCGGACGGACGGGACACCGGCUGGAGACGCAAUCAGCAACAACAAGCCUUGGCUGGGCAAAGAAGUUUCAGAUGACGGAUGGCUGCACGGUGGGUUGGCUGAGCCUCGCUUCCAUCGCUAUGGCAACUGCUGCCCCACCCCAUCCUGUUGGCUGUGCUGCUGGUUCUGCUGCCCAGGACGGGGCUAAUAGACUAACCAAACUGAAACAGGAAGUCCUGAAAGACCAGUUGGAGGUUUUUGGGUAUAAAAUCUGGUCUGUCUUCUGACCACUGAACACAUGGAAAGUUACAGACAUCCUCUGAAGGGACAGGAACCUGGAUUCAUCUCCAUCCAGCUGGUAUCAGAUCAUGCAUAUCAGUGCCAGGUCAGGUCUAGAUGUAUAUAAAGAAAACUAUUUCAAAAUACUUCAGCAAUCCUAAAAGUAAAUGAAACAAAAUCUUUUUGUUUGAUAAAUCAAACAAAGUUGGUGAAGUGAAAUGAAGGAAACAUAAAAACAACUCAUACUUGUCAUAUUGCACCUAUCUGGGGCCGCAGCCUCUGCAGAGACCCACAGAUUUCCCUCUUCCCAUCCCACCUCCUCCUCUACUCUUCUGGAGGAAGCUCAAGGAGUUCCAGGGCAACCGAGAGAUGUAUGAAUGGGGCAAAUUGGUAAGGAGACUUGAGCCAAGGUGGAAGUCUGCACAAUACAACCACUGUCCGAAUAGGACCUGCAGUAAGGAAGGAGGUAAAGGAAGCAAGAUGAUUCCUACCAUAGUUGUUUUGGCAUAUGGACCAAGGAGCGCUGGAAGUCAUUCUGAACAAGGGCUGCUGUGAAAAUCUUUUUUGUUUUUUGAUUUUUUUGGACAAAAGACCUAUGAGCCUAUAGGCCUAUUUAAAAUACAACAGAUAAAAAUAAAUAAAUAGAGAUUCACUACUUCAUUGUCAUAUAUACUUCAGUGCACGCAUCCAGGGUCUGUAACACAGACAUCAGCUGACUAUGUCUUAUUGCUUAAACUUCACAAUAAACUAUU
Molecule: messenger RNA, 1457 nt
Organism: Cyprinodon variegatus (sheepshead minnow)
Lineage: Eukaryota; Metazoa; Chordata; Actinopteri; Cyprinodontiformes; Cyprinodontidae
Gene: rnf224
Product: RING finger protein 224-like
Exons: 3
Coding region: 65-634 (189 amino acids)
Source: RefSeq, a predicted model, not a curated record